Messenger RNA from Lemur catta (Ring-tailed lemur), 1800 nucleotides. RefSeq names its product beta-1,4-N-acetyl-galactosaminyltransferase 2 (gene B4GALNT2). Gene Ontology annotation, cellular component: Golgi membrane. Lineage: Eukaryota; Metazoa; Chordata; Mammalia; Primates; Lemuridae. The record is from RefSeq and is a predicted model, not a curated record. The coding region runs from base 73 to 1554 and encodes 493 amino acids. The transcript is spliced from 11 exons. Gene Ontology annotation, biological process: UDP-N-acetylglucosamine metabolic process; UDP-N-acetylgalactosamine metabolic process. Gene Ontology annotation, molecular function: hexosyltransferase activity.
GAAGAACACGUGAAGACCGUUCAGGGCCUUGCAGUUUUUGUUGUCUGCUAUAGAUUUCUGUGGCUCCUCAAGAUGUCAGUCUUAAUCGUGGGACUUGGCGUUGUUUUAUUUAUGUUUGGAAGCGUGUCCCUUCAGGCAGAGUUCAGUAGUCUUAAGCCAGAGCCCCCACGUCCUCCGCUGGGGGGCCAGGUGCUGAAGCUUCUGCCUGAGGAACGUCUCAGGAACCUCUUUACCUACGAUGGCAUCUGGCUGUUCCCGAAAAACCAGUGCAAAUGUGAAGCCACCGAAGAGCAGGAAAGUUAUAACUUUCAGGAUGCCUAUGGCCAGAGCAACCUCCCAGCGGUGAAAGCGAGGAGACAGGCUGAAUUUGAACACUUUCAGAGGAGAGAAGGGCUGCCCCACCCACCGCCCCUGCUGGCUCAGCCCAACCUCCCCUUUGGGUACCCAGUUCAUGGAGUGGAAGUGAUGCCCCUGCACACAAUUCCCAUCCCAGGUCUGCAGUUUGAAGGACCGGAUGCCCCAGUCUAUGAGGUCACCCUGACAGCUUCUCUGGGGACACUGAACACCCUUGCUGACAUCCCAGACAGUGUGGUGCAGGGCAGAGGUCAGAAGCAGCUGACCAUUUCAACCAGUGACCGGAAGCUUCUGAAGUUCAUACUCCAGCAUGUGACUUACACCAGCACAGGGUACCAGCGUCACAUGGUGGACAUGGUGAGUUUGCAGUCCAAGUCCUCCGUGGCCAAGUUUCCAGUGACCAUCCGCCAUCCUGUCAUACCCAAGUUAUAUGACCCCGGACCAGAGAGGAAGCUCAGAGACCUGGUGACCAUUGCCACCAAGACUUUCUUCCGCCCCCACAAGCUCAUGAUCAUGCUCCGGAGUAUUCGAGAGUAUUACCCAGACUUGACAGUGAUAGUGGCUGAUGACAGUGAGAAGCCCCUGGACAUUAAGGACAGCCACGUGGAAUAUUAUACCAUGCCCUUUCGGAAGGGUUGGUUUGCCGGUAGGAACCUGGCUAUAUCUCAGGUCACCACCAAAUAUGUUCUCUGGGUGGAUGAUGACUUUCUCUUUAAUGACAAGACCAAGAUUGAGGUGCUGGUGGAUGUUCUGGAGAAAACUGAACUGGAUGUGGUAGGGGGCAGUGUGCAGGGAAAUGUGUUCCAGUUUAAGCUGUUGCUGGAACAGAGUGAGAACGGAGACUGCCUUCACAAGAGGACAGGAUCUUUCCAGCCCCUGGAAGGCUUCCCCAGCUGUGUGGUGACCAGUGGCAUUGCCAACUUCUUCCUGGCCCACACAGAGCGACUCCAAAGAGUUGGCUUCGAUCCCCGCCUGCAACGAGUGGCUCACUCAGAGUUCUUUAUUGACGGGCUAGGGAGCCUGCUCGUGGGGUCAUGUCCAGACGUGAUGAUAGGUCAUCAGUCCCGAUCUCCAGCAGCGGACCCAGAUCUGGCCACACUGGAGAAGAUCUACAGCACGUACCGGACUAACACCGAUGCCCAGAUCCGGUUCAAGCUGGCUCUCCACUACUUCAAGAACCAUCUUGAAUGUACCACAUAAAGGUGCAGGGAGGGACACAGGAAAAGCACUAGGCUGACCGCUUGUGGGUGUCUGCAACGGUGGUCAGGGCCACGAAAAAGUGGACCCCUGGUAAGAAGAGCAUCAUAAAGAAUCAGCUGGUGAGCAAAGCAAAGGGCCUUGGCACAAGUUACUGGAAGUACCAAUCAAAGGUUAAGGGUCAUUAGAAAUAGGGCAAUCACUGAUUGGGGCAAAGGAGAAUGUAUUAAUAACCAUUUAAUAACCUUA